GCCUGGCUGGGGACGGCGGCCGGCGCCCGCGGGACCUGGAGGGGACUGGCCCGGGCAGCAUGUGACGCCGGCCAGGUGGGUGCCCACCUCCCUCGUGCGCCCUGGGCUCGGGCGGCCGCGGAGCCCGGCGGAGGAUUCAGUCCUGAUGGAGACCGAGGAGCCAGAGCAUGAAGUCUCUACCUCCACCGCUGGAAUAAAAGAAUUUGGAGUUGUCCCAGAAACUAUCAUGAGGAGCAGGCAGAUUCCUGCCCUGGAGCCUGAAGUUCAAGACCAGGGCCCAUCCUUUAAUUGGACAGAGGAACACAGACUCUUGGAGACUCAGCCAAAAGAAUUAAGGGACAUGAGUGACUGUGAAACUGAGAGUGUGUCCUUUUUCCCCACAGGCGAAUGUGCCCUUUUCCCCCAAAUCAGCCAGGUAGAUCUUCUGGCGGAGGUUCAUGACACUCCAGAAUACCAGGAGUCAAAAUGCCAGAUCCUGGCAGACAGCGGAGCAAGGACAGUAGAUCCUCCAGAGCCCGCAGCCUUCCCUGUCCAGGGUGAAAGACUGGACACAGCCUGCCUAUCCAGAGUGGAGGUAGAACUUCUGCCAGAACUCACCUCCUUGAUACUGGGAAUGGAACAAACAAAUGAGAAGGAGAAAGAGGAAGCCUGUCCAGCCCCCUCUGCUCAGACUGGAUGUUGGCCUCCCUGUGAAGUGCAUCCUAUAGAAACCAGUCAGACCAAGGAUUCUGCAACUGGAGCUGGCAGCCAGGGGGAAGAGCUGCAGUUGAAAGAUGCACAGAAAAGUCAAGGGCAAGAAGGAGUGCUACAUCCUGAGGAAGCCCAAGAGCUAGGGGAACAGAAACAGCAGCAAGGGGGACCUCAGGGGGAAGGAACUGUAGGGGAGGGUGUUUGCUCUGAUGGGCUUUGGCAGGAACAAGAACAGAUAGCAGCACCACCUAAUGAUCCAGAGGGAGAACAGAGACCACAACAGGAACAGCUACGAGAUGGUACUGUGCUUGGAAGACAAGGAGAGGGAGAGAAUGGGGAAUUAGAGGGUCUGAAUUGUGAGUGUGUUCCAGAGAACACGGAGAGAAAAGCCCAGCAUCAGGGAGGUCCAGAAGAGGAAUUACAGAAGGACUGGGUGUUUCAGGGGCCAGAGGAAUAUUGGAUGACCUCUCAGUCCACAGAGAAUCAAAGCUUAGCAGAAAAGUCAGAGAAAUUACCCAGAAAGCAAGUAGAUGAAGGUGUGAGGGGGGAAAUGAGGCCAAUGGAGGGUCAGGAGGAAGAGGUGGUAUUGAGAGGGGAGGAGCCAGAUAAUCCAGAUGGGCAUGGGCUGGGGGUAGUGGAGGAAGGACAGAAAGCAGAAGAGGAGGAAGAAUAUCAUGGUCCUUCUACACUGGCUGGGGCAGCCCCUGAGGUCCCUUUUUCCUGUGACUCAUUUCCAGAAGUCUCUUGUCCCGUGACUCAGAUUCCUGGUACUCAAUUGGAAUCCAGGGCUGGAGAACUGUUCCCCAGAGCUUUGGCUUCUACACCGGAGCCUACACGAUGGUACCCCCAGCCCACGUCUCAACCUGAUACUUUUCCUGCUGGGGAGUCGCUUAACAACAACAUAGUUCUUAGUAGUCAGCCAGAAGAAUCUGAACUGAGGACAGAGAUAAUGUCCAGUCAAGGGACUGAGGUAGUCUCUGCUAAUACACCACCUCCAAGAAUACCAGAUUCAACACUCAGUCCUGCUGAAGACUCCCCCAGCACAACUGCCUUGUCCUUUGCCAGCCCUCCAGUUAUCCUCCCAGGGAAACAGAGCCGGAGACUGGUCUCAACUGAUAAUCUACCUGCCUUUGGGGCACUUGACCCUCACACAGCUGCUGUCCACAGCUACGCCCCUGCAGAGGUCAACAAGGACCCAUGUGGUAGCUCCAGCGGGGCCAGCCCUCACAGUGCCCUGGUCAGCUGCACUGGGACCAUCCAGCACCUUAGGAGCAACUCUUUCCCGGGUUCUCACAGGACAGAGCAGACACCAGACCUGGUGGGAAUGUCACUUUCUUUCUCUCAUUCAGAGUUACCCCAGAGACCCCCUAAACCUGCCAUCUAUGGUUCUGUGAUGCCCAGAAGGGACAGGAGAAGUGGUCGGGACUGCAGGAUCAUUUCACAAUCCCCUCCUGCACUAUCUGCUCUGAGGCAGGGCUCUCAAGAACUUACUUCAAAUGCAGAGGGGACCAGCAUUCCCCAAGGCAGCCAUCCAUGGGACUCCCCCCAGGAUUUGGUCUUUGCCAAAGGAGUUCCUGCCUAUGGCUCUUCACCACCCACUGUCUCUAUGGACAUGAGGAUCUGUGAGCCUCUGCCUCCUCCUCCCCCAGAGAAGAAACAUCCUCGCCUUCCCUUGGUGGAGAAGGACGGUCAUCCUCCUGCAGUGGUCCCCACACUGAAGCAGUGGAGCCAUCCUCCUCCAUUGCCCCUAAGUGAAGAACUACAUGGUCCCCCAAAAGGCCCCCUUCCCCAAGUUCCUGACCCCACUGUGGCAAGACAGCACCGACCUCUGCCAUCUACUCCAGACAGCUCCCAUCACACUCAGACUUCCUCCUCCAGGUUCAGAUACAACAAACCAUUGCCCCCAACUCCUAAUUUGUCACAACCACACCCUGCUCCCCUUUCUUCUUCCAGUAUCUCAAGGACCUAUAGGCCUCUACCUCCUGUCCCCAUCACAAAUCCUUCCACUGAACCACCACCCUUACCACCAAAGACCAGGAGCAGGAGCACUCAAGGAGGACUUACAAAUUCAGGGAGCCACGGCAAACCUAGACCUGCUGGUCAAGACUGGACAGUCUCUGCUCCCACCCCUGCUGGACGUACCUCCUGGCCCCCAGCCACAGGCCGACAAACAGAGUCUUUGACUUCUACCAAUAGGAGUAAGAGUGAAGUAUCCCAUGGGAUGGCUUUUAGCAACAUGACACACUUUCUGUGUCCCUCUUCCCCUACCAUUCCCUGGAAUCCUGAGUUCCAGGGACCCAACACUAAGAAUGAAUCAAGACUUUCAGAAGAAUCUGAGGCCCCUACAAGAGGACCAUUGAGAAGAUCACCACCUCAGCAGGGGGGCAGUGGCCUGAGAAGGUCUGCUCUGGGUCCAUCGAGGCAGUUAGAAAAGUCCAGCCAUCCUCAGCUGGAGAAGGCCUCCAGCUGGCCGCACAGGCGGGACCCAGGGAGACCCCUGGAGGCUAGCACUGAGCAUGUUGUGCACCCCAGUGAGGAGCCCAGCAAGCACAAGAGCUGGAACCGACAAGGCCUGCGCAGGCCUUCCAUUCUACCUGACAGCUCUUCUGAUUCAAGAAGUCAAACUAUGGGAAAAGUCUUCAGUCCCUCAGACACUGUGGUUUUUCGGGAAAAGAAGCCAAAAGAAGGGACAGGAAACUUUUCAAGACGCUGCUCUAAGCUCAUCAACUCCUCCCAGUUGCUUUACCAGGAGUACAGUGAUGUUGUUCUGAACAAGGAGAUUCAGAGUCAGCAGCGUCUGGACAGUGUGGCAGAGACCUCUGGCCUGGCCUCCCCCAGGCAACCACGGAAGGCCCUGGUGUCCUCGGAGUCCUACUUACAGCGCCUCUCCAUGGCCUCCAGUGGCUCCCUCUGGCAGGAAAUCCCUGUGGUACGGAAUAGCACUGUGCUGCUCUCCAUGACCCAUGAAGACCAAAAGCUGCAAGAGGCCAAAUUUGAGCUGAUCGUGUCAGAGGCUUCAUACCUGCGCAGUCUACACGUAGCUGUGGAUCAUUUCCAACUUUCCACCCAGCUUCGGGCCACGCUCUCCAACCAGGAGUACCAGUGGCUCUUCUCUCGUCUACAGGAUGUGCGAGAUGUCAGCACCAUGUUCCUUUCAGAUCUAGAAGAGAACUUCGAGAACAACAUCUUUUCCUUCCAAGUGUGUGAUGUGGUCCUGAACCAUGCUUCAGACUUCCGCCGGGUCUACCUGCCCUAUGUCACCAACCAGACCUAUCAGGAACGCACCUUCCAGAGCCUGCUGAACAGCAAUAGCAGUUUCCGAGAGGUCUUGGAGAAGCUGGAAAGUGACCCCAUCUGCCAGCGCCUUUCCCUCAAGUCUUUUCUGAUUCUGCCUUUCCAGCGAAUCACCCGCCUCAAGCUGCUGCUACAGAACAUUCUGAAGAGGACGCAGCCUGGCUCCUCAGAGGAAGCAGAAGCCACAAAGGCCCACCAUGUGCUGGAAGAGCUGAUCCGAGACUGUAAUAACAAUGUCCAGAGGAUGCGGCGGACAGAGGAGCUGAUCUACCUGAGCCAGAAGAUUGAGUUUGAGUGCAAAAUAUUCCCACUCAUUUCACAGUCUCGCUGGCUAGUGAAGAGCGGAGAGCUGACCGCACUGGAGUUCAGUGUCUCUCCAGGACUGCGGAGGAAGCUGAACACGCGACCAGUUCAUCUGCAUCUCUUCAAUGACUGUCUGUUGCUGUCACGGCCCCGAGAGGGAAGCCGCUUCCUGGUAUUUGACCACGCUCCGUUCUCCUCCAUCCGAGGGGAGAAGUGUGAAAUGAAGCUACACGGGCCACACAAAAACCUCUUUCGCCUCUUCCUGCGACACAACGCACAGGGUACACAGGCUGAGUUCCUGCUCGGCACGGACACCCAGAGUGAAAAACUUCGAUGGAUCUCGGCCUUGUCCAUGCCGAGAGAGGAAUUGGACCUGCUGGAGUGUUACGACUCCCAACAAGUCCAGUGCCUUCGAGCUUACAUGCCUCGAGAGAAUGAUGAGCUGGCUCUGGAGAAGGCUGACGUGGUCAUGGUGACUCAGCAAAGCAGCGAUGGCUGGCUGGAGGGCCUAAGACUCUCAGAUGGGGAGCGGGGCUGGUUCCCUUUGCAACAUGUGGAGUUCAUUUCUAACCCAGAGGCCCGUAAACGGAACCUAAAGGAAGCCCAUCGAGUCAAGACUGCCAGGCUGCAGCUGGUGGAACAGCAAGCCUAGCUGCUAAGCCCUUGAGCUUACAAACAAGCUGCUCCUGGAGAUGACUGGCCCGGAAUCUUGCUGCAGAGACCUUCUCUGGACCAAGAACUAAGCCUUCUGAAAGCCCAAGGACUAAGUCAGCUGACCCAGAGAGUCAUUCUUGGCCUCCUUUUGGGUGCUGUGGGCUUGGUGGGGAAUGUUAUGGGUCUACACACUGGACUCUAGAUCUUUUCUUUUUCAUUGGAAAAGUAACUAUGGGCCCCAAGCCAGGGAAAUUUACUUCUAUGAUAGUAUAGUAUGUAAACAGCCUCUGCUCCCAGAGUACAAAUUCAAAGCUGGCCAAACUUUAGUCCUAGCCGUAUGUUCAGAAGAAUCUGACCUCACUCCACUGAAGGGAGAUGUUUAAGGGGGAUGAAGACAUCAAAUGAGGUCAUCCCAAUGACCUAUAAGGUAUCUUAAAACCCAAGAGAUGCUCCACAAUUUCUGGUGGGAACUCAGUGUGUGUGUCUCUGAGAUCUGUGUUUCUUGGACAUGUGAGGGUGACAGUCUCUCACUCUAAUAAACUUGGCAAUUACCAA
This is a messenger RNA of Cavia porcellus (domestic guinea pig), 5496 nucleotides long. It is a transcript of the gene Arhgef5, whose product is annotated as Rho guanine nucleotide exchange factor 5. Gene Ontology annotation, cellular component: nucleus; cytoplasm. Bases 146 to 4939 code for a protein of 1597 amino acids. Gene Ontology annotation, biological process: activation of GTPase activity; intracellular signal transduction. The transcript is spliced from 15 exons. The record is from RefSeq and is a predicted model, not a curated record. NCBI's taxonomy places the organism in Eukaryota, Metazoa, Chordata, Mammalia, Rodentia, Caviidae. Gene Ontology annotation, molecular function: protein binding; guanyl-nucleotide exchange factor activity.